This is a messenger RNA of Fonsecaea multimorphosa CBS 102226, 2142 nucleotides long. RefSeq lists its product as uncharacterized. The record is from RefSeq and is a predicted model, not a curated record. Bases 1 to 2142 code for a protein of 713 amino acids. The transcript is spliced from 2 exons. NCBI's taxonomy places the organism in Eukaryota, Fungi, Ascomycota, Eurotiomycetes, Chaetothyriales, Herpotrichiellaceae.
AUGGACGACAAUGCUCGUCGAACUCCCCCGUCUCACCAAAAACUCCCUUCGACCCUUGUGUCCCCUUCAAGACCGGCCAGGAAACCAAGAAAGAGCAGGGUACGGUUCUCCCUCGAGCCUCGAGAGGCAGGGACUGCUGCAUUCAAUGGAGGACAGUCCACACGGUCGUCGGCGAGCGCGGAGCCAGAAGCGUCAAAUCUACCGUGGGAUCAGCCCCGUUACACUCAGAAUGCGUACCCAUCGACCGCACUACCAGGACCCUCGGAUCCCCGUAUGCAGAAAGUCCGCUAUGCUCCAGAGUCUGCGAUUGUGUCACCCGGAAGCACGGGCAAUGCUCGACAACUGUACUCUGUUGCACCUAGCUAUGCUGACCAGACACAACCGCCAUAUGCCAUGACCGCCGGAUAUCCUGGCCAGCCUCAGCAGUCAUAUACUGUCGCAUAUGGACAUCCGGGCCAUGCAUCGUGUUCCAUGGACCCCAGACAUGCUAGCCAGCCUCAACAGCCCGAUACCAUGCAACUUGGAUAUGCCGCCCACACUCAACAAUCGUACACAACGGCAUCCCGAUAUCCUUCUCAGCCCCAGCAUCCAUACGACAGGCCUCAGGGAUAUGCAGGCCAGCCCCAGCAGUUGUAUGCCACACCACGCGGAGAUGUUGAUCAGGCCCAUCAGUCACAUCCACUGGCUCCCAGCUAUACUGGUCAGGGUCAGCAGCCAUACAGCAUGCCGUCCGGACAUCCUGCUCGGCCUCAACCGUCAUAUGCAAUGGCAUCCAGGUAUACCGACCAAGCUCAGCACUCGCACACCGUGCAAACUGGGUAUACUGACCAGGUCCCGCAGUUACAUGCCGUGGCACCCAGUUAUUCUGCCCAAGCACAGCAGUCACAUACCUUACCACCAGGAAGUCCCGGUUAUGCCCAGCAGUUGUACAGCUGGUCACCAGGACCCUCCAGCCAGGCUGAAUCUUAUAUCGCAACUCAAGGAAACCUCGGUCAUGUAGCCCUGCAGCCCUUUCCGACGACACCGACUCAUAGGGCACAAUGGACCCCUAUACCAGGAAGCCAGCCUCAGCCAUCUUUUGUGUCGGCGCCGCUUGCCUCGAGUUCUCCCUGGACGUCUUCGCCGAACAAUCACAUUCGAUCCCCUGGAAGUGAAACAAUGGCCGGUCCUUCAGCAAGCACACCGCCGCAGAGAAAACGGCCCGCCGAGGAUCCCAUCCCAGGAGGAAGCGGGGGUCCUCCUUCUGCCAAGAUGCAACACCAAGGCACGUGGCCGAGAGAGUCCCAGCGGGCUCCUCGCUCAAAUAGUCGUCUGGCGAAGUCGUGCUGGCGGGCAUUCCGGUCGUUCGAGAAGAAAGUUAAAGACUUGCACCAAGGCUACACUGACAAGCGAGACCGCGACAAAUGGGAACUCUUGGAUCGCGAAUUGGAGUUUAGGAGGCGCGAGCCAUCGAUGAGAGGCGAGUACCAGUGCGCGUUUGAUUCCGUCACAUACGAUCACGAAAGACAACGCAGGUAUUGGAAGGAGGAAUUGCGGACGAAUGAGCGACAAUGGAGAGAGAUUGUCCAGCACGAGGAUAGGAUCUGGCGGUCAUCCUAUGCUGAGCUAGACAGAAUCUGGGAUACCUGGGUCAAUGGCAACGCUCGAGACCAGGUGCGUCCACAGCUUGCGCAAUUUGUCCGUCAUCUGGACUCAGCGGUUCAACAGCUGGGCUCGAAAUCUGGGAGUCAAGCAGCGAUGUCCCAGCCCUUACAGCCGCCGGCAGCUCAGCCACCGCCACCUGGUCCGAGCAGGCACAGGAUUGACAGUGUCGUCGCCAACAUACCCUUCGGAUACAGCAUCGGCAAUGCCACCACCACCGCCACCGCGCCAUACGAAUACAGAAUCGACAAUGCCCUAUUCCCCUCGCUCAUCAACACCAGCCCCCUAUCCUUCCAAUGUAUCAUUAGCGUAUCCUCCGAAUGCAGCACCCGCCAUGCCACAACCAUCAGCGUACCCUACUGGCACAGCAUCGAAAGUACCACCACUAGCAUACCCAAUGCCCCAGCUGCCGCAGCGUUCUCCUCCGAGAACGGGAAUGCCAGGGCCACCGCGUCCUUCUCCUACAGCAACGGCGAUGGCCCCACCGCCACGCCCUUCUAA